GAAUGUAUGGAAAUUCAUCUCCCACUAUCCUAGUGCUCAGUAGUCCAGAAGCUAAGUCACAGGCUGUCCUCUCAGGGACCCCAAUUAAACAGAAUAAAUAACUGACGAACCAAUUAUGAUUUACAGGAAGCUGUGCCUUGAAGAGAAAUUUGAAGAAGGGUCCAGUCUCACUACGAUAGAGAGAUGGAGACCAAUAAACAGAGCGUGACCCCAUCUCUGGUGUUCGCCGUUACUGUUGCCACGAUCGGCUCUUUCCAGUUUGGCUACAACACUGGAGUCAUCAAUGCCCCUGAGACAAUCAUAAAAGACUUUCUCAACUACACUUUGGAAGAGAAGUCAGAAGACCCGCCAACUAAGGAGAUGCUGACCACCCUCUGGUCCUUGUGUGUAGCCAUCUUCUCCGUUGGUGGAAUGAUUGGCUCUUUAUCUGUUGGAAUCUUUGUCAACCGCUUUGGCAGGCGCAACUCUAUGCUUCUAGUCAACCUACUUGCCAUCACUGGUGGCUGCCUUAUGGGUUUUGCCAAGAUAGGUGAAUCUGUUGAAAUGCUGAUCCUGGGCCGCUUGAUUAUUGGCAUCUUCUGUGGACUGUGCACAGGCUUUGUGCCCAUGUACAUUGGAGAGGUAUCUCCCACUUCCCUGCGGGGUGCCUUUGGCACACUAAACCAGCUGGGCAUUGUCAUCGGGAUCCUGGUGGCUCAGAUCUUUGGUUUGGACUUCAUCCUGGGCUCUGAAGAUCUGUGGCCUGGGCUGUUGGGCUUGACAAUCGUUCCAGCUAUCUUACAAAGUGCAGCCCUUCCGUUUUGCCCCGAAAGCCCGAGAUUCUUGCUCAUUAACCGAAAGGAGGAAGAACGCGCGAAGGAGAUCCUCCAGCGGUUGUGGGGCACCCAGGAUGUGGCCCAGGAGAUCCAGGAGAUGAAAGAUGAGAGUGUCAGGAUGACGCAGGAGAAGCAGAUCACCGUGGUGGAGCUCUUCAAGUCAGCUAACUACCACCAGCCACUCAUCAUCUCCAUCAUGCUGCAGCUAUCUCAGCAGCUCUCUGGAAUCAAUGCUGUGUUCUAUUACUCAACAGGGAUCUUCAAGGAUGCAGGUGUCCAGGAGCCAAUCUAUGCUACGAUUGGAGCGGGUGUGGUUAAUACCAUCUUCACUGUAGUUUCUCUGUUCCUGGUGGAGAAGGCAGGAAGGCGAACCCUGCACAUGAUAGGCCUGGGAGGCAUGGCUGUUUGUUCCAUCUUCAUGACGGUCUCUCUGUUACUGAAGGAUAAGUAUGAAGCCAUGAGCUUUGUCUGUAUUGUGGCUAUCUUGGUCUAUGUGGCCUUCUUUGAGAUUGGACCGGGCCCCAUUCCCUGGUUUAUUGUGGCUGAACUCUUUAGCCAAGGUCCCCGCCCAGCUGCCAUGGCAGUGGCUGGCUGUUCUAACUGGACCUCCAACUUCUUGGUUGGGAUGCUCUUCCCCUCGGCUGCAGACUACUUGGGAGCCUACGUUUUUAUCAUCUUUGCUGCUUUCCUCACUAUCUUCUUAAUCUUCACCUUCUUCAAAGUCCCUGAGACCAAAGGCAGGACUUUCGAAGACAUUACCCGGGCCUUCGAGGGGCAGGCUGCGAAAACCUCUGGUGUGGAGUUGAACAGCAUGCAGCCUGUCAAGGAUACCCCUGGCAAUGCCUGAGGCGGACCUCCUUCACCUCCCUCCACCAUGGAAAGCAACCUCCCCAAAGCGGGGAGACCUCAUCAGGAUGAACCAGGACUGCUCUGGGCGCUGCUAUUGAUCCUUUGUCGCCCCACACACUCCAUGAACACUCGGCAGCACCCAAUGCUGGGGUUAGCCGGAUCACCAAUGGCUUGUUAGCUGUUUUCAUUUCUUGGGGCUAUUUCUUGAGGGAAUCUACCUUCAUGUCAGGAGAGAGUGGCUGCAGUUCCUCUUAGUUCUAGGAUCCCCUUUGCCUAGGGAGUAGGAGUGGGGUGCAGCCCCUGUCCCCCCAACCUCAGCUUGCCAGGAAACAAACAGACCUUCACACCUAGUGUUGGGGCCACUGGGGAUUAAAUGAGAGCCCUCCUCACUUGUUACAGCUCUGCACAGCUAAAGUAACUUGAGUUUUAUUUAUUUUAUCUUCAGGUUUUAUUGCAUAAAUAUUUAUUUUUUUAAGUGUAAUUUUACCAAAUAAUGAAAGAGUAAGGAAAUUUGGUCGGAGGGAGGGAAGAGAGGAAAGAAGGGUUGGUGCUGGAGGGUGAUGGUGCAACAUGAAUGGAGAACAGACAUUGCUGGUGGACAUGUGAGCUGCCUCUGUUCUAGACAAAGACUCUUCAGGGGUUUUCCCAGAAGAGCGAGUGCCUGUAGGGAAAGGCUCACAGCUUUCUGUGGGCCUUUUAAGAUUAUAGUUUUUAUGUAGGGUUACUUGAAAUCUAUGCUUGUUACAAAGAUGGGCUUUGUAGUUAGUGGUGUUGGUGGCCUUUUAUUUUGCAUGGAGUCCAGAGAAGGCAGAAGGGCUUGUAGAACACUUUUCUCCUUCCCCUGGGCCAAACACCUUGUUCCUGUCCUGAUGAACUUCCUGUUUUCUUUUCCUUCAGUCACCCCCACUACCUAACUGGUGAGCGAGCCAUGCAGUAGCUCUCUAUAGGCAUUUCUUAUUUCAAUUUUGUUUCUUAAGGAGAUUUUGUGUGUUGAUUUUGUUUUAUUUUGAUUUAAAGGGAUUCAUAGCUAACUUGGACUUUGUUACCUCAGCUCCAGGAGAGGGUUUUUUCCUGAUUAUUAAUUACCUUGUUUGAAUACUUUGUUGCUCUGCGGUCAUGGCAUGCUCGUCUAUGUCUGUUACACUCUCAGGCUACCCGUGUGGCCGUGUUCCUGUGAUACUGUGCUAAGUGCCCGAGGGGCCUUGACUCUGCUAGACACAUUAGAGACAGUGUGCAUAAUUGUGCAGUGUGGCCCACACUUGAGGAUAUGAAUGUAUGUGCACUGGCACUUUGCUCUGGCUGUUAAGAACUUGUUUCCUUUGUUCCUGUAGCUUUCUUUUUGCUAGAAUCUAUGAACACUCAUCUCUGUACGUGAGCAGCAGUGCCUCUGCCGGGUGGGGUUUGCACCUGGACUAGAUCUCACUCACCUGGCUCCCUGUCCUUGUUGGAGAGGGGUGCUUCCUUGAAGUUUGGGAUGCAAGGCUCAGCCUCACUCCAGCUGUGAGGUCAGAACUCCUGAAGACCCAGCUGUGGGGAGAGGGAGGAUUUCUUUGAAGGGACUAGGAGGUUGUAUGUUGGGGGGAAUGCCAGGAUUCCCACCUGCCAUAGGUCACGGAUCCCUCAACAACCCAUCCCCUCCUUCUCCACUUGGUUCAUAAAUGGGAGAUGGCUCUGGUGGCCCUCCCCCCCUUCCAUCGGUCACUGGAUCCCUCUGUCCCUCUUGGUGCUUACACAUUCCAGACUUUUUAGGCAAAACCUUGCAUAUAUUAACAGUGUUUCAGUACCCCUGUUCAUUACUCCCUGUGGUCAUUGAGACUUGGGAUAAAAACUCACAAAGCUAUGAAGAGGGCCUUUGCUGGGAAAGGUAUCUCUAACUUACCUCUUUUCUUCAGUGAGUUGGCAGUAACGCUGGGUGGAAUCUUCCCAUUGUCAAUGGCCAGGUUGUGAAUACUUCCAUAUAUACUUUCUAUUAAUGUUACUGUAGUUUCUGUUUUGAAAUAAAGAUUCUGAAUGUA
Cricetulus griseus (Chinese hamster) is the source of this 3679-nucleotide messenger RNA. The record is from RefSeq and is a predicted model, not a curated record. NCBI's taxonomy places the organism in Eukaryota, Metazoa, Chordata, Mammalia, Rodentia, Cricetidae.